Messenger RNA from Nilaparvata lugens (brown planthopper), 1153 nucleotides. RefSeq lists its product as uncharacterized. The transcript has 6 exons. The record is from RefSeq and is a predicted model, not a curated record. NCBI's taxonomy places the organism in Eukaryota, Metazoa, Arthropoda, Insecta, Hemiptera, Delphacidae. The annotation marks the transcript as partial.
AGCGAGUGAAGGGAAGAAGAACCAUGGUUCUCAUGAAGUGACUGAAACUGUCUUCUCAUCGGAGGUUCGUUCUGUGAAGCAUGCCAGGACUGCCUCCAACAAAGUGUCUGGAGGCGGUUCAGUGGUGUUCGAUGACAUAGAAGAGAAUUGGACUGGUCGGGGGCGAGGCAGGGGAAGAGGGGUCCCGUCUGGGGGCGGCAUCUCGUCUGGAGGCAGCACUCCCAGUCCCCCCGGGGGCAACUACCAUUGCAGUGUUCCUCCUGCCCAUUUUUUCAAGGUAUCGAACUCAGUGUCAGACGGUGAGUCAAUUUCGCCAGAGAGAGAGCGAGCCGACAGCAAAGUGACGCGUGUGAUUGGAGGAUUGCCGAUUGCCGAAUACGAGGGCUCUCCCAGAAGAUAUGGGCCUCGACCUCAGGACAACCCAGUUCUUCCCAGUGCGCAUAGCCUGCUUGCCUCGCCAUCUGUUUAUAUGCCCCGCCCUGGAUUCCCUCAGAGGGUUGUCUCUGACGAUGGUGAAGGAGCCAACGAUGAGCAGAGUCCAUCGCAUUCUCUAAUGAACGAAACACGGACGACUUUCGAUUACCUUUACGAAUUCUCUGAAACGCGUAAAGUUCUUGAGGACUUUUUCAAGCCGAGUGAUAAUAAACAGAAUAGCUCGCAACAGUUUCAGGAGCUAGACUAUGAGUUGAGAAGGCAGGGUGGAGACAACGCCUACGUUGGUCUUAGGCUAGCAAAGCCUCAGGACGAAAACCCCUCUGAUCCAGUAAGAAAGCCAAGUAGCAAUGGGGAUCCUACUACAAUAGACCUGCUAAACUUACAGGAAGGUUGUGAAGAGCUAGAGACUGAAGUGUGCGGGGGCGGUGGAGGCGGCGGUGGCCAGAGCCGCAACUUCACGCUGUCACCGGAGACAACCGACUGCGACUCCAACUGCGACAGCGAAGCCUCAUCACUACUGGCGGCGGUCGCAGCAGCCGCCUCCGACCCGACACCUGCCGCCCCCACCAUGCCCGUGCUCGAGGCGGUCUGUCGUCCGGGCACACGUCCGACACCGACAACAAAACCGACCGUGCUGCUGAUGAAGCGACAAUCACGGAGGAUCGAGCGGGAGAUUGUGGAGGUACCAACCGCCAGAACGGGGGCAGCAAGAUGGUGA